UCAUUCGACCACCGGGGUUGUUGAUGUUCCCAAAAACACUCCGCAAGAACUCUCUGCGGUCAUGCGGCAAAGUAAGCAACAUGUUGACACCUCCUUCGCACAUCAACCAUCCCCGACAUCAAAGCAAACCUCGAUCAAGGAAAUUCCCAAGUCCCUUCGCAACCUCACGUUUCCGUACGUGCUGCCACCCUUUCGCACAUGGAUGAAAAUCCGCUCAGACGCCAAGAAGAACAAUGGCCAGAAGCAAGAGAAACUCACGCACACGCAGCUGCAACACGACCUGGCGGACCACUGGCGCAAGCACUUCUUCGCGGACGAAGCGCGCGAGCUGGAGCAGAUGGCGCUGAAAAAACUGGUAUGGGAGCAGACAAAUGGUCGACCGUGGCUGAUUACGGAGAAGGAAGAAAAGCAGCUGUUGAAGCGAAUCCAGAUUGCCAGUUACAAAUCGAACGCCGCCGCCGUGCUCGCCGCUGCUUCAGGAGGUCGCGGUACUACUGCGGUGCUGAGCAAAAAUAAACUACAAGACAAGAAGAGCGCCAAAGUAGGCAAAGCGCUGGGUCUGCUAGACAACAAGAAUAAAGAUCGUGCGGCAGGUGGCGAAAGGGAAGAUGCAAAGCG
Amoebophrya sp. A120 is the source of this 618-nucleotide messenger RNA. The record is from the annotation of a GenBank genome assembly. NCBI's taxonomy places the organism in Eukaryota, Dinophyceae, Syndiniales, Amoebophryaceae.